AUGGCCGAGGAUUGGGAUCUUUACGCCGUCUUAAGGAGUUGUAAGACGGCAGCUGCCGAUACCAGUAGAUACGCCGCCGUGGAAAGAAGCGGCAGCGACAACAAGAACGAUCGGAAUUGCGGUAGUUUCAGGGAAGAUCCUUUGGCUUGCUUAGCGUCGUUGACGUUCGAGGAAGAAGACGACCCGUUUACAUUUAAAAUCGGUUCCCUGCAUGAUUCUUACAAGCCCUUUUUGACGAAAGUCGACCCCACCACUAAUCAAGGCAUGGAUCCAUGUUCUUCGAGUUCUGUCCACGGAGGAUCUAGUGGCCAACUUCAUCAUCAUCACCACCACCACCACCACCAUAGGCUGCAACAACACCAGCAAGAACCGCAGACAACCACAACCGUCGGGGUAGGCUCCCCCUUGACUCCAACCUCCGCUCCUAUGUUCUCUUUCGGCGGCUUCGGGAAUCAGCAGCAACCACCGUCGCAGCAGCUUCAACAACGAGUUCAAUCACAGGCUCAGACUCCAAGAUCAAGAAAGAGGAAGAAUCAGAUGAAGAGAACCGUGUGCCAUGUAACCGGAGAUAAUUUGUCAUCGGAUCCUUGGGCAUGGCGUAAAUACGGGCAGAAACCGAUAAAAGGCUCUACGUAUCCAAGGAACUACUACAGAUGCAGUAGCUCGAAAGGGUGUUCGGCGAGGAAACAAUUGGAGCGUAGCAAUACGGAUCCCAACGUCUUCAUCGUUACCUACAACGGCGAACACACGCACCCCAAGCCUACUCACCGUAACUCUCUAGCCGGAAGCACUCGGAACAAGGUUUCAACCAUUCAAAAUACCGCUGCCACCACCAUCACCGCCAAAGAUUCCGCCGCGGAAACCAUGCAUGCUGCUUGCUCCUCUCCUCGCUCCGCCACGAGCCUCUCUCCCACGACCCCACUUUCGGCGCCCGAAGACGCUGCUGCCUCCGUGCACAACCCCGGUGAGGAUGAAAGCGUUGGCAUGGCUCUUGGAAGUGAAAGCGAUUAUUAUGACGACGAUCUUUUGAUCCCCAACGUGCAUGUAGAUGAAGAUCUCUUUGAGGGUUUGGAAGAACUCGUUGGAAGUGCUGGUAGUGGAAUAGGAUGA
Molecule: messenger RNA, 1110 nt
Organism: Hibiscus syriacus
Lineage: Eukaryota; Viridiplantae; Streptophyta; Magnoliopsida; Malvales; Malvaceae
Product: probable WRKY transcription factor 27
Exons: 3
Coding region: 1-1110 (369 amino acids)
Biological process (GO): regulation of DNA-templated transcription
Cellular component (GO): nucleus
Molecular function (GO): DNA-binding transcription factor activity; transcription cis-regulatory region binding
Source: RefSeq, a predicted model, not a curated record